AACUUCCUGGUUUGAGAUACAUGCACUUGGGUAGAUUGGUAAAUAUAUCCUGGUGCUGAUUAGCGACCCUGGUGUUACAAGGGACUCAAAACUGCCUCGGUGGUCACUGUGUAGAGAGAUUGCGACCUGUACAUACCCUGGCUUACCUUGCUCCACGGAUAGAGUUUUGUGGUGUACAACAAGCUGUACGUGUGAUACUUGUAAUGGAUGUAUCGGAGAAGAGCGACGCUGAAGUAUUCUACCUGCAUGGAUAGAUGGAUACGCAAGAGGCGUGUAUUUCCAUGUAAUAUUGACAACUCGAGGUGUGUACCGUCAUGUGUCGGAUUCUUCUACUGCUAUUUGGGUUUCUCGGCGGCUGCUUAAAUGAGGCAGGUUCUUUAGUGCUGACAAGUUCCCCCAUGACGGCAAGAGACGGAGAAAUCUUUACCCUAAUCUGCAGCAGUAACACAACUAGUGGACAAGAUAGACUAUGGAACAGAGAUCAUACAUUAGUCCUCACCACAACACAAGGUUUCUUCAGUCCCAGUGUAUCCAACCCUGACGCCUUCAACACGUAUCUGUCAGGUCGGGUCAAUGUGAGCUGUAAUGCCACACAACACAAUGUGACUCUCAGGAUCAACUCCACCAUAGACAAUGGAUCCAGGUGGCAGUGUAUGGAUAAUCCGAGCGGUCAAUGGAGCAACAUUUUGACGAUAAAUGUUACAGUACAUCAAACAACAGUAACGCCAACCCCAACCCUUUCGGCGUCAGUCACAACAGUUACAGCGAUAACGUCGACCGGAUCAACAGAUGUUAAUGUGUCCGAGACGUCAACACCCUCAACAUCGAAACAUCUUAAUACAAUGUCAAACACUACCACCUCCACCGCCGCCACAACCACAACCGAAGGCUACUCAAUAACGACGUCUGGCACCACAGGUGGUAAGUCAGCAGGUCAGACCAACACCAUUGCCAUCGCCGCUGGAGCAGCCGGUGGAGGUGUUACUGUCAUCGCUGUUGUCAUCGUCGCGGCUAUUUGUAUCAGAAAAAGACCACGCUCUGUUGAAGGAAAUGGCAAACAUAAUACUCGAGAUGACAGAAACAGUUCCAGAAGAGCUGAGAUGCUGAUUGAAAGUGGAGUAAAUGAAGACGACGAAAAAGUUAUGAUGGACAACAUUAUAUACACCAGUUCGUCUGAGGUUGCGCCGGCGGAAUACAGUAUACAGGAUCACAAUCAAGCCGAUAAAGUCAUGCAGGACAAUAUUUUGUAUACCAGUUCAUCGGAUAUAGCGCCGGCCAAUUACAGUAUUGAAGAUCGGAAACAUGUUGGUAAAGAUGUCUACACCCAGGUGAAGAAGGUGAAGACGAGUGCAGACACACAGGAACCUACUGACGUGUACGCAAAACCACACAAAGGACUGCAGGAAACACCAAAUGGAGACGUGUAUGCCAAAGUGAAUAAUGUGAAGAGCAGUGAAGGAACAAGUGAGAAUAUUGAAGACAUGUACGCCAAACCACAGAAAGACAAACGGAAUCUCAGGAGCAAAACAGGUGAUGAAUGACGUUCCAUGAAUCAAGUCUUCUAUGACAUGCUAAAUAAAUAUCGCUGCUCGUGCUCCACGCCAGUACUACGAUGCCCUCAAGAACCCCGAUACAAUUUCACGUUGUCACAGCGUUAUUCUGUGGAUUCCCAUUUACGUUAUCACAACGUUGUGAUCUGACGUUGUGAUAAGUCAUUUCUCCGUCACCACAAGGUUAAAGUAAAUCGAGUCAUUGGAUGCUAACGUAUUUAAUGUUGCCUUUACGUUCUGUGUAACGUUCAUAGUUUUAUAGUUUUCCCAGUAGUUAACAGUACAUAUGACACAAAGCAGAAAUUCUCUUCAAUGUUUAUUCGUUAAUUUACAAGUCGUUUUGGUCGUGUGCUUUCUGAAGCUGUAGCUGAAUAGUGAAGAACGAAUUUCAAAGUGAAACGCUUUACAGAAAACUAUCGUGACACCAAGUUAUAAGAAACGUUGUUAUAACGUUGUGAGGAGCACAAAGUAUAACGUUUCCUCAAUGUAAAUUUGCAACGUUGUUAUUAUGUUGUCACAUAACGUUAUAAAAUGACGUAAUACUAACGUUGUGACAACGGUGUGUCUUGACAUUACCAAUCUACAACCUUCCCGCAACGUUGUAAAAUGCUGUGUGGUACCUGGGUAUAUGUUUAUCCAUAUUUAUUCAAAUGAUAAAAUACAUGCAAAUUGAUGCCAUGUUUAUUAAUGCGUCAACAACGUCGUAUUUAAUAGAAGCAAUAUUCCCGAGACCAAGUAAUAAAUUAUAUAAUUGAUGCCUUUGCAAUUGCGCUGUGCGUAUCUGUACAUUGUACCGCUUUUGUCUCAUGGAUCGAAGAAUACCAUGGACGUAGAGCUUAAAAUAUACACCUCACAUAAAAGUAUUUUCAGUGUAAUAUCUUUAUCAAUCUUGAUAGCGAUUUUUGCCGACAUGUCACUAAAUGGUAAA
Haliotis rubra (blacklip abalone) is the source of this 2478-nucleotide messenger RNA. Its product is annotated as mucin-22-like. The transcript has 12 exons. The coding region runs from base 315 to 1541 and encodes 408 amino acids. Lineage: Eukaryota; Metazoa; Mollusca; Gastropoda; Lepetellida; Haliotidae. The record is from RefSeq and is a predicted model, not a curated record.